This is a messenger RNA of Pygocentrus nattereri (red-bellied piranha), 3083 nucleotides long. It is a transcript of the gene tbc1d20, whose product is annotated as TBC1 domain family, member 20. The transcript is spliced from 8 exons. The record is from RefSeq and is a predicted model, not a curated record. Gene Ontology annotation, biological process: positive regulation of GTPase activity; endoplasmic reticulum to Golgi vesicle-mediated transport. Gene Ontology annotation, cellular component: endoplasmic reticulum membrane. Gene Ontology annotation, molecular function: GTPase activator activity. Lineage: Eukaryota; Metazoa; Chordata; Actinopteri; Characiformes; Serrasalmidae. The coding region runs from base 392 to 1603 and encodes 403 amino acids.
CCACUUCUUCUGUGGGGGGAAAAAAAAGAGUCUGACUCUCAGCCCAGAGAAGAUGCUGCUGCUACCAAGACAUCGCUGUUUUUAUCAUGUACGGACAAAAACGGCCACUAUGUAGUGGAUUUGUUUUCUCUGUAACUCCAGGGCGCCUCAGUUUAGCCGUUUGACAUGUUUAAGAAACAGCGGAGUCCGUAAAAGAGGUAAAGAGCGCCAGCGGUGCUCCGGGAUGUGGCCUUUCUGAAAGCUGCAGCUAGCUGUUAUGCUAGCAUGACGAACGGCGCACGGACUCGUAUGAACACAAGCAAAUCCAUGGUGGAGGGAAGACGUCCUCUUUUUACGAGCUGAAGCAAAAAAGAGACAGUUCGCUGAGCGUUUUGCUAGCUAUGUCGACAUUAUGAACCUGAAAAAAUCCAGAAGCGUUGGAGCGUCCUCCCCUUUGAAUGGGCUCGGAAAACAAGAUGCUGAGUCGAGGAAGAAGAGGAAGAUGGCAGAGAUCACGCAGGCUCUCAGUAUGACUCCUGUUGAUGUGGGUGCGCUGAGAAGGAUGGCCAUCAGCGAAGGAGGUCUGCUGACUGAUGAAAUCCGAUGCAAAGUCUGGCCCAGGCUUCUAAAUGUGCCUGUAGGCAGCAUACUUGAAGAACUUGAUAAGGUGGAGAGAGAGAAUAAUAAAGACUACAACCAAGUGCUCUUGGACGUGCAGAGGUCCCUGAGACGCUUUCCUCCAGGGAUGCCUGAUGAGCAGAGGGAAGGUCUGCAGGAGGAGCUGAUUGACAUCAUUCUGUGGGUGCUGCAGAAAAACCCUCAGCUGCACUAUUACCAGGGCUAUCACGACAUCGUGGUCACUUUUCUGCUGGUCCUGGGCGAGCGCCUUGCCACUGCCCUGGUGGAGAAGCUCUCCACACAUCAUCUCAGGGACUUUAUGGACCCCACCAUGGACAACACAAAACACAUACUGAACUACCUUAUGCCAAUUAUAGAACGAGUCAACCCAGAGGUGUAUGACUUCAUGCAGCAAGCGGAGGUGGGCACCAUCUUCGCCCUAAGCUGGCUCAUCACCUGGUUCGGACACGUGUUAUCAGAUUUUCGGCAUGUAGUGCGGUUGUACGAUUUCUUCCUGGCCUGCCAUCCUUUGAUGCCAAUUUAUUUUGCUGCUGUGAUCGUGCUGUAUCGGGAGGAGGAGGUGUUGGACUGUGAGUGUGAUAUGGCGAUGCUGCACCACCUGCUGUCUCAGAUCCCUCAGGACCUGCCCUAUGAAACGCUUAUCAGCCGCGCUGGAGACCUCUUUGUCCAGUUCCCACCUUCCGAGCUGGCCAAGGAAGCAGCUCAGCAACGCAGUCAGCAAACCGCCGCCUCUACCUUCAAAGACUUUGAGUUGGCCUCGGCCCAGCAGCGGCCAGACUCGGUGCUUCGGCAGAGGAGGAAGGAGCAACAGCAGCAGGCUCCGGUCGAGGCUCAGAGGGGCACCAUGGCAGUGGUCCAGCCCACCGCCCGCCGCUUCGUCAGACUGGCCGUCAUGGGCCUAACCGUGGCCUUGGGAGCCGCCGCCUUAGCCGUAGUGAACUCUGCUCUGGAAUGGGCCCCUAAAUUUGACCUCCUUUUCCCUUAAGUGAAGGAGCCGACUGAAUGACCCCUCUCUCCCUGAGGACUUUAGGAGGGGCUGUUUGCAAAACAUUUUUCUGUCUUUUUUUUAUAUAUAUAUACUUGUGAAGCCAACAAGACUAAUAAAUAUGGUCUUCUGCAAAAGUUUGCCCUGGUCAAAUUACUGUUUUGGUGAUUUUCUGAGUGAAAAUAAAUUCUCUACAGAGAACAUAACACACAAUUUGGGGGAAAAAAUAAAAUGUGGCUUGUGACAUUUUAUAUUGUAUUUCAUUACCAAUAUGUUAAAAAAAUUGACAUUGUGAUAUAAAAUUAGGAGAAAAUGUUAUGCUUAAGUUGUUCCCUGGAGAGGAUGCAAAAUCAACAAAAUGUAACUUGACCAGGGGUGUUCAAACUUUUGCAUACAGCUGUAUUUUAUGCUAAGAGAGAUUAUGUCUCCCCAUGAGUUUCACUUGAUCAUCAGAUUUGUUUGCCUCAAGUAACUACUGAGCCCUGAGGAGUCUCACUUCUACUUUCAAGGGUUUACGUAAACGUCCAGCGAGCCCAGAACAGACAUCUUUUGUGCCCAAAUCCAUUAGAUGGUAUCCCCUUUAGCUUUUAAUAAUGUCGAGACCAAAAAUCUUUUUGUUGAAGUCCCAUCUUUGUAUUGUUGGCACUUUUAAUUUGAUCUUUUGUAAGUGUAGUCAGGUAUCUCUCUGAUAAAGCCCAUUAUUUUCUAUAUGUGCUCUUCAAAUGACCAUAAUUGAACAUAAAAAGUGUAGAUUCUUUUUAAAUGAUCUUGAUAAUUUGUAUGUUGUUUGGAAAAGGACAAAGAGGUGUGAUUUUGAUGUAUUUUAUGAUAUAUAGAUGUAUUCACCCUCAAAGCCACUGAUACUCCUCAGAUUGCACAGUACAGAUUACUAUGGAAAAUAGUUUUAGCUGCAUUUUAUGCAAUGACCUCCAUUUCUCACUAAUUUAGUAAGUACUAAGACGACUCUGUGAGUAAUUAAUUAAUCAGUUCUGAAGUGUUGAAAUCAAUGUGUUGACAGUAAAAAGUGGGAUGGCUUUAGUUCCUUAAUGACAUGGUCGUAGAAACCAAUGUAAUUUAACGGUGCAUAUAAAUACUGUUUUUCAUUUGUUUUUGUUUUUUUUUUAUUUUGGAUAUCAGCUCAGAAUAGAUUAUAUUAUUUUCACUAAUCACUUUGUAACUGAACUCUGAACCGCAUCAUGUCGCAUUGUUUAUCUUAAAAAUUAAACAAUGCUUGGUUGUACACAUUCACGAUUUCCGUAUGUAAUCCAUAUCUUAAGCAUCACACUGGUAUCCAUAGUGGAUUAUAAGUUAUUAAUAUUUUUUUUCAGUAAUAUUUUAUUUGCACUGAAAUCUGUUCAUGUUUGCUGGUUGCACUUUGAGCGAUUGUGCUAAGUUGUCUCUGACUUGCUUGUCAUUUCAGCUAAUUUCAUUAAGCUGCAAAAUAUGUUCAAAAACAAAUAAACUUCUAAAAAUCAAAAAA